ACCUUUCAAUGCUUAACUCACACUGUUAACAUCAUUAAUUACUUAAUCUAAUUGAUUUUUAAAAGAUUUUUGUUUUAAAAACAUUCCCAAUUUUCCACAAACACCAAUUUACCUUUCAAUUUUAUAAUUAACGUUAUAAAAUUAUAAAUUAAAACUAAUUUUGAGGUUAGAAUUGGUAUAAAUCAAGCCUGAAAUACUACGUUUUUAGGAAAUUUCAAAACAAUGAUAACGUAAUAAUUCACAAUUUGGUCAAAAAUGUUUAAAGAACCGCUAAUACUCUCAAAAAGAAUCGCCACAAAUAAAAUAAUUUUUAGGUUAAGUCACAAAACCCUAGAAAAUAAACCCAAUCUAGAAAUCCUUCGGGAAAGAAUCGCAAAUGGUCCUACAUUACAAGAUUUUAUCGUUAACUCCGACCCUGUACUAAAAGAAAACCCUGAGCAAUGGAAUGAAUAUGAUGGGAAACUUAAACGGGAAAAAGGAGAAAGUCAAAGGUUGCGUUUACCACCUUGGCUUAAAAGAUCUAUUCCUACAGGGAAGAAUUAUAGUAAAUUGAAGGAACAAUUAAGGCAAUUAAAUCUACAUACGGUGUGUGAGGAGGCUAGGUGUCCUAAUAUUGGGGAAUGUUGGGGUGGAGGUGAACAUGGAACAGCUACUGCUACAAUUAUGUUGCUUGGGGAUACAUGUACAAGAGGAUGCAGAUUUUGUUCAGUUAAAACAGCGAGGAAUCCACCCCCACCAGAUGCAUCAGAACCUAUUAAUACAGCUCGUGCCAUUGCUUCAUGGGGAUUAGAUUAUGUGGUGUUAACUUCAGUUGAUCGAGAUGAUUUAGCUGAUGGAGGUUCAAAUCAUUUUGCUGAAACUGUACAGGAAAUAAAAAGACAGAAUAGCAACAUUUUCGUCGAAUGCUUAGUCCCUGAUUUUGCUGGAAACCUAGAAAACGUUAAAACGAUUGCUACAAGCGGUUUGGACGUUUACGCCCACAACAUCGAAACCGUAGAAUCUUUAACACCUUACGUUCGAGAUAGACGUGCGAAAUAUCGCCAAUCUCUUUCAACUCUUAACGCAGCGAAAUCGUUCACUCCAAAAUUAAUUACGAAAUCGUCGAUUAUGUUGGGUUUGGGUGAAAAAGAUGAGGAGGUGGAGCAAACGUUGAUUGAUUUGAAAAAUAAUGGGGUUGAUUGUGUGACUUUAGGGCAAUAUAUGCAGCCUACAAAAAGGCAUUUAAAAGUUGUUGAAUAUGUAACACCCGCUAAAUAUCAACAUUGGGAAAAAAUUGGGAAUGAAAUGGGAUUUUUGUAUGUUGCAAGUGGACCGUUGGUUCGAAGUUCUUAUAAAGCUGGCGAAUUCUUUAUUGCUAGUAUUUUAAAAAAUCGAAAAACUAGUACUGUAAAUUAAAAAUGUUAAUGUAAAAUUGUGAUUUGUGGAUGUAAAUAAAUUACAAUGUCCUAGUUUAAUUGUUCAACCUAAGGAAAAAUUUAAGAAUCAUCAUUUAGCUUAAAAAUCGAAAAAUUACAUUAAAGUUUCGAUGUGACGUCAUGUUUUGUGACGUCACAAGCAAUGUUAA
Molecule: messenger RNA, 1564 nt
Organism: Onthophagus taurus
Lineage: Eukaryota; Metazoa; Arthropoda; Insecta; Coleoptera; Scarabaeidae
Gene: Las
Product: lipoyl synthase, mitochondrial
Biological process (GO): lipoate biosynthetic process
Cellular component (GO): mitochondrion
Molecular function (GO): 4 iron, 4 sulfur cluster binding; lipoate synthase activity
Source: RefSeq, a predicted model, not a curated record